Messenger RNA from Paramormyrops kingsleyae, 4070 nucleotides. RefSeq names its product solute carrier family 46 member 1 (gene slc46a1). Gene Ontology annotation, biological process: transmembrane transport. NCBI's taxonomy places the organism in Eukaryota, Metazoa, Chordata, Actinopteri, Osteoglossiformes, Mormyridae. The record is from RefSeq and is a predicted model, not a curated record. Gene Ontology annotation, molecular function: transmembrane transporter activity. Gene Ontology annotation, cellular component: plasma membrane.
CUUUUAAAACGUAGGUAUGUGUACAGCGUUGAUAAGGUUACCGGAGAUGCUCAAAGUCCAGUAAGAAAAGCUUCACAAAAGUACUAAACGUCUCCUUCGCCCUGCCAUCUGCACAAACGUCACAUGUGGAGCCCCGUCUGCAACUCCUCGCUCACCAGUGUCUCACUCCAUUCACGAAUCCUCCAUAUUAAUGCAAUCCCAUAUUUUGUUAAACUAAAAAAAAUACACUUUUGGUAGCGUUUCACUGUCUGAGUCAUCAGUCAGUCAGUCGAUUCUUGAAUACCAGCAACAACAGAUUUAAGACUUUCAGAACUGGGGAUAAAGUUAAUAAUACAUAAGUACAGUUGAAGAUACAUUUUUGGACUUUCAGGAUAUUAAACUGUAUGAAAAUUAACAAAUUUCACUAAUUCUUUAUAAACCAACUGCUGAUUUGAAUAAACUUUGUUUUUCUAGUUGAAGUCCAAAUGUUAUGCCAGGAAGACAAAAUCACAAAAGAUUUUUCCUGCAGAAAUAGACUAAAGAGGUUAAAGUGAGGACAGCAAGAUAAAAUAAAAUUUACGAGCCCAGCGUCUUAGAGCAGGCAGGCAGGUGCUGCUCCGUUUGUAUCAGCAUGGCAGCGUGAGCGCGUCCCACACUGCAGUUACGGCCUCGUGCUUUGAUAAAGAUGCGCUGCUUGUUUAAGAAGUUGGCAGGAUGAUUUCAAAGAACUGCAGAGUAAUCAAUGUUACUGACGAGAUAAACAGGUCUAAGUCUCUUUUAUCAAGACUUCAGGGAGAGCUUGUACUGAAGGAUUUAAUCAUUACCUGCUAUAACUCCGAGAAAAUGCAGAGUCUAAAAAACAGUGAUGUCAGGAAAAUACCGUCAUCCAAACUAAGGUCUGUGGCAAGUCUGCCUUAUGUCUUGUUUAGGAAUCGCUAUACUGUAGAUGUGUAUAGACCGUUUACCUCACCGUUUUAUCCAAGGGAAUACACAAACCUCCCUUCACAAUGUCGGAUAAUUACUUUAAAACAUUAAAAAGACUUUAGCAUUUGCAGCGCAGUCCCUGAACCACGACGCCGCCUGCUGCCCGUUUUAUGGAAUAGCACUUAGGUCCGCUUAACUUCUAUACGUAUAAACGUAUCAUCGUUUUGUUGUAUAACGGGCUACAUAACGUGUAAAAUGAUUAACACAACAGUACUUUUUGGUUAGGAGCCCAGCUUUUCAUUAGUUAUUAAGUUAUCUUUUAGGUGUUAGGCGUCCAGGAAGUAGUUGCUGUGGCUUAGUUUGCGAGAGGAGCUCCAGUUUGGUCAUGGACGCCUCGGACACCGAAGCGCUUCUACCGGAGGACGACGGCAGAUCGAGUGACGGGGGGAGGCCGGAGCCGGAGGACGGGGCGAAGCGGGAGCCGAGGUGCUUUCCCCGCCGGCUCGGCGUCACCGUGGAGCCGGUGCUUUUCCUCUCCAUGUUCUCACUGGCGCUGCAGAUGCCGCUGUACACGCAGUACCUCUGGGAGCGGUUUAGCGCCGCCGUCGGAUACGACGGGACUGCGACGCGGGGAUGCGGCAACUCGAGUGGGCCGCCCGACGCGCUGGAGAAGGAGGUUGAGACCCUCACCGCCCACUGGAGCAUGUACAUCAACCUGGGGGGCUUCGCCGUGGGGGUCGUCAUGGUGACAUUGCUGGGUUCCUGGAGCGACCGAGUGGGCAGGAAGCCAGUGCUCGUCAUCGCCAGCUUGGGCCUGGCCUUGCAGGCCACCAUCUACUUGCUGGUGAUGUACCUGCAGCUGCCCGUGAGGUGGUUCCUGGUUGGGCGGCUCCUCGGCGCUCUCACGGGUGACUUCAACGCCAUCCUCGCCGGCUGCUUCGCCUAUGUGGCCGACGUCAGCAGCGGUCGCUCCCGCACCUUCCGCGUGGCCGUGUUGGAGGCCAGUCUUGGGGUGGCUGGCAUGCUUGCUGGUGCCAUUGGAGGCCCAUGGCGUCGGGCGCAGGGAUACACCAGCCCCUUUUGGCUGGCGCUGGCCUGCAACCUGGCGGCGGCUGCUUAUGUGUUUGUCUUCGUGUCCGAGUCCGUGAGCCCCGAGCCAGCGGCCCGCUUCCUCACGCCGGAGCACCAUGCGGCGUUCCGGCGGCUCUACUGUGCAGGGGGGUGGCGGCGCCGAGGCCUGCUUUGGCUCUACCUGCUCUGCUUCUUCGUGGUGGUGACGGUGCAUUUCGGCAGCCGGGACCUCUACGUUUUGUACGAGCUGAGUGAGCCGCUGUGCUGGGGCCCCGAGCUUGUGGGGCUGGGCUCUGCCGCGCUCUACCUGGCCUACCUGAGCAGCCUGCUGGGACUGCGCGUCAUGCAAUGCUGCUUGGAGGACUCCUGGGUAGCUGUGGCGGGUCUGGUGUCCAACGUGGCCGGCCUGGUGGUCAUCUCCUUAGCCAGGAGCACCGGCCUCAUGUUCACGGGUUAUGGUCUGUGUUUUCUCUUCCUGGCCACCACACCGGUACUGCGCUCAAAAAUGUCGAAGCUGGCUGGACCCUCGGAGCAAGGUGCUCUGUUUGCGUCGGUGGCCUGCGUGGAGGGGCUCUGCGCCCUGGUGGCCAGUGGGGUCUUCAGCUCCCUGUACCCCGUCACGCUGCACAUCAUGAAGGGGCUGCCCUUCCUGCUGGCAGCUGGCCUCCUCCUCAUCCCCAUGGCCGUCAUUGGAGCCAUCAGGUGUUGGGAACAGAGAACGGCUGGCAGGGAGGCCGCGGGGGCAUCCUGACAGCAUGUCAUGCCAGAGGAGAGCCAGGGAAGAGGGAAAGCAGGAACAAAGACUGCAGCUUCAGAUGCAUCAUUAACAUGCGCAUCUGAAACUAGAGCAAAGCUAUACUUCAAACUUCCCUAUACUUCAAGAGAUUUUUUUAAAGAAUUAACUGCAAACUGAAUAUUUGAAGAACUUGGCAGCUUACAGUAAGCAGUGAUCAUGUUAAGGAGUCUAACUUAAUUUUUUUUAGCACAAUUCUCCUUUUCAUGAGGCACUGAUGAGGAGACUGACAUUAUAAUCAGGUCAGUAGCCUGGUCUGGACCACAGGCACUGUGAUGAAUGGAUCAGGUACCCGUAAUAUUGCUGUUACUAAUACACAGUAGGGGAAAGCUGCCUUCCAAACUGAAAUGAAGUGCUCCUUUGUCCCCAGUCUGUAACUGGAAGACAUGCUGCUCUUGUCAUAUAUAAACUGAAGCCUAAAAUUUACAUUUACAUUUAAAGCUCUUCUGCAGACGCCUUUAGUCACAGCGACUUACAUAAGUGCUUAGAAGUCUCAUCAGUCAAUGCAUUCUGAUACUGGUUCAGCAGAACCUGGCUAAUCAGACUAUCACUCUAAAAGCUGUUGGCAAGUAAUACAUUUUUUAAAAAUAACAGUAUAGUCCUGGAAGUGCUAAUCCAAGUACUUCCGAAAGGGGUAGGUUUUUAGUCGUCGUUUGAAGGCACCCAGUGACUUAGAAGUUUGGACAUUUACGGGAAGUUCAUUCCACCAUUUAAAUGCCAAAACAGAGAAAAGCCUAGGUGCAUGUCUUCUUUGCGCCUUGAGAGAUGGUGGGACUAGUUGACUGGUGCUGGAGGAACCGAGAGAGCGUGAUGCAGUGUGGGAUGCGAUCAAUUCUUUUAGGUAGGGUGCUGGUCCAUUUUUGGAUGUGUAGGCGAGCAUCACAUCAUUGAAUCUGAUGUGACCAGCUAAAGGAAGCCAGUGGAGGGAGUGUAGCAAUGGUGUGCUGAUAUUUAAAUGCUGAUACUGUAACCUGCAGCUCUGUGCCAAGCUAAUCCAGACGAAAAUAACUGGCCUGCUUCUGCAGGCAGGAAUAUCGGAGUUAAUCUGCUAUACAGAGGACUGGCUCCUACAAGGCUAUGGCGCCAACCCACAGACACCAGCUCCCCCUGGAGGAGGGAAAGCAGAUGCCAUCUCCACAGAGAUUGGGGGGAGGCCGGAGUAUUUGAAUAAAUGUCAGGGGGAAAUCAGGGGCUGAUUGUUAAUUCGCUUAUCUUACUGCUGAAUAGAAGGCAAUGAGCCAUAUUAACUGAUUUUUUAAAGAAGAUGUGAUUGUUUCAUAUAAUACAGAAAAAAUAUUCUAUA